Messenger RNA from Diuraphis noxia (Russian wheat aphid), 660 nucleotides. RefSeq names its product charged multivesicular body protein 4-like. The record is from RefSeq and is a predicted model, not a curated record. Gene Ontology annotation, biological process: late endosome to vacuole transport via multivesicular body sorting pathway; vesicle budding from membrane. Gene Ontology annotation, cellular component: multivesicular body; cytoplasmic side of plasma membrane; ESCRT III complex. Lineage: Eukaryota; Metazoa; Arthropoda; Insecta; Hemiptera; Aphididae.
AUGAAUUUCUUCCGCAAGGUUUUUGGAUGCAAGGAAAAAGAUAUAAAAAGGCCGUCACCUUCAACUGAAAUAAUUGAUGCGUUGCAAAAAUUACAAUCUACUGAACAGUUAUUAAGAGAAAAACGUGAAGUAUUGGAAAAAAAUAUUAAAAAAGAGCAAGCUACGGUAAAAAAGAAUGUCAUAAAAAAUAAGCAAGUUGCAUUGAAUGCAUUAAAUCGUAAGAAAUGUUAUGAGCAGCAGUUAUCCCGGAAUGACAGUAUGUUAUCAACUGUUAUAAAACAACAGUCAUCCUUGGACAUCGCAAACACGAAAGACAUUGUGGUUGAUGUAUUGAGUUCAACUUCAUCCGCUGUUAAAAAGGCUAAGCAAAAUGUAAACAUAGAUGGUAUUCAUAAUAUGAUUGAUGAUAUAAUAACUUCACAAGAAUUUUCUCAAGAAAUAUCAGAAGCAAUUUGUAAUCCAACUAGAUUAGAAACCGAUGAAGAUGAAGAAAAAUUACAAAAGGAAUUAGAAAAUCUUAAAUUAGCAAACGACGAACAAGUAAUGAAUAUUGAUCCACUGUUAACUACAAAUUAUCCAAUGUUAGCUGUGCCCACAUUUGUAUCAAACGGACAAAAAAAAAAAAAUAUUACCAGACAAAAGAAUUCCAUGAUGACAUAA